This is a messenger RNA of Ostrinia furnacalis (Asian corn borer), 1408 nucleotides long. RefSeq names its product zinc finger protein 62-like. The record is from RefSeq and is a predicted model, not a curated record. Lineage: Eukaryota; Metazoa; Arthropoda; Insecta; Lepidoptera; Crambidae. Gene Ontology annotation, cellular component: nucleus. Gene Ontology annotation, molecular function: DNA-binding transcription factor activity, RNA polymerase II-specific. Gene Ontology annotation, biological process: regulation of transcription by RNA polymerase II. The transcript has 2 exons. Bases 420 to 1364 code for a protein of 314 amino acids.
UGUUUUCGAUUCCAAAUUAGUUUACAAGUUUAUACGCCAUUGUUGGGUGAUUAAAUUAAAUGCGAAACGGAGGCAACAAUAGGUCAUUAGCAACAUAAUUUGCCGGCACACAGCUAAAUGGCGUUUAAACUUGUAUUUGCUCUUGUUAAUUUCUCAAGUGUCUGCGGCCGACAGGCACUCGUUCCUAUUUGUUAAAGUUUUGUAUCGUUUCGAGUGUUCACUACAACCACAACCACAAUUUAUCGACACGGAGGAUUCUAAUUGUACUUUGUACAAGAUUCCACUACAGGUUACUGAUGAGGCCGGUAAAUCAGGAGAGUACAAUUGCAAUGCAAUACCUAAAUAAGCAUUUUUAAAUAGGAAAGAAACUAUUAAUUAUGCACAAAAUAGAAAUUUAUGUGAGGUGUACAGUUUAAAUUAUGAGUGUAAAAUCUGAGCCUGAUAUCGAGGUGAACGUGGAGUCGUUGGAUUCGGAUGCUUUAAACGAGCAACUGCGGGCCUCGACGGCCGUUCUUCGGGAGAUGAUGACCAGUGACGACACCGAUAUCAAUAUUGUUGUAGAAGUGGGCACCGAGGAGUAUAUCACAGGGGACUUGCCUGCGUCGGGUUCAGUUGAGAAAGGGCACGCGUGCAAGUAUUGCGGGAAGUUGUAUAAAUCGGCCAGCACGUUGCAGAUGCAUGCGCGCUUGAAGCACCCGUGCGACUUCGGCGAUCGCGUAGAAGUGCGCUGCGCGUCGUGCGACAAGACGUACGCGUCACUGCUGAGCCUGCAGAAGCACCAGCGCUAUAUGCACCGCCACGCGCACCGCUGCGGCGCGUGCUACCGGACUUUCGAGACGCGCGACAAGCUCGCCGAGCACGCCACGAACUGCGUCAAGUCCGAGAGGCCGUGCCUGACCUGCGGGAGAAUGUACGACUCGCAGCUGUCUCUAAGGAACCACGUGAAGUACAAGCACCCGGAGGUUAAGACGUACUGGUGCGGGUUAUGUCGACGCGCGUUCACUACAUCUCGUCGACUGGUCAACCACAUCUCUAUGAUCCAUCCCAGCGGGAUCGCGUGCGGCAGUUGCAAGAGGACGUUCAAUUCUGUAGCGGCGCUGCAGAGCCACGUGUUAUACAAGCACUCGGAGAACGGUCACCGGUGCAGCCAGUGCAAGAAGGUGUUCGCGUCGCACGGCAGCCUGGCGCGGCACCUGGCCAAGAACCACAAGGUGGUGGUGUGCGAGGGCGGCAAGUACUGCUGCGGCGUCUGCGAGGCCCAGUUCCUGGGCUCCAGAGACGUCAUCCAGCACGUCAUGGAGAAGCACACCGGUAUUAAAGAGGAUAUUGAUACCUUGAAGGCAGGAACAAGCGAUAACAAUUGACUGAUUAAAAAUUUGCACUUCUUUUUUUUUAUUUUCAAUACAUA